Messenger RNA from Galleria mellonella (greater wax moth), 2872 nucleotides. RefSeq names its product myb-like protein X. The record is from RefSeq and is a predicted model, not a curated record. Lineage: Eukaryota; Metazoa; Arthropoda; Insecta; Lepidoptera; Pyralidae. Bases 86 to 2818 code for a protein of 910 amino acids. The transcript has 16 exons.
AUCUCUAACCUUUACAAAUUAUAUGUCUAAUCACAUUUUCUGCCACUAAACUUUGGAGUUGUGCGAAAAUUUUAAGAGUAACAGAAUGUCUAAUACUUCUUAUCCACAAACAGAAAUGGAUGAUAAUCUAUGUACAGAACCGGAACUUGCUACUUGUGAUCACAGAAAUUUAGAUUACAUAAAUCACUGGGUCAGCCAAACAAUUGAAAACGAAGUAAAUCGAGGCGUGAAACUUAGAGAAGAAAAAUCAAGAGUCUUUCCACCAGCGCAACAUGAAUGCAUUAGCAACCUUAAGUUUAUCAAAAUACCAACAUGCCCUAAAAACAAUAGGUAUAACAGAAAAUAUUCAUCAAGACAUUAUACUGACAUCAGAAGGAGCCCCUGCAGUUCACGAUUUAAUUCCGCUUACAUAUCAAAUUUGCCGCCACAAACAUGUUUGCCUCAAACAUGUUAUUCAAAGGCAAAUUUUGUCAAACUAAGAACGAGGACACAAAGAUGCCCUAUGAGGAUAGCGGAGUUAGCUGUUCCCACGAAGCGACAAUGCAUUGACACCUGGAGGAAUAAAUGUGAUGUGUUACCUGAAUUUAUGGUGGAAAGACUUAGGCGACAAGUUAUGGACGAAAAACCGGUGGUUGAAAUUUCAGAUGCAAUAACUUGCUUCAAACGUCGAAAAUCUUCAUUUAACAGAUCUGAAUUAAGAACGUGUACCUAUGAAACAAUGAAUGUUGCUAACGCAGAUUUUCAAAAUUAUAGUAUUGCGUUUGGUCAAAAAAUUGCACGAAAACUCAACAAUCCCUUAAAUAUAACAUUAAAUCCUCGAUUGGAGAAAAUUUCAAACAUUGUCUCAAGUGACAUAUCUAGACUAACAAAACAUCGAAAGAAAAGCAAUAUAAAUAAUUCCAAGAACAAAAAAAUUCAAUUUGAAAUGUCGAAAAAGAUUGCAGCUUGGAUAGCUAAUAUAAUCGAAGAAUCUUCUUACAAGCUUCUAGAAGAAGAUUUAAAAGAAUUAGAGGAGGAAGAAGGUCCAGUUUUGGAUUUCAUUGACAUUUUGAUAGACAAUGUUGUGAACAUUUGCGAACCAAAUUUACCGGAGAACAUACAAAAUGAACUAGAUAUAAAUUUAACAUCGCCAGUUUUAUUUAAAGACUUAAAUUUAUCAGGAUCACAAUUAAUGUAUCAUAUGGAGGAAUCCGAGAAAAUUAACAACAAUGACGGUACGCUACAGGAUAUAUCUGACAAAAUACAAGACAGCUACAACGGAUCGUUGGAUAAUAAUAACAUUAAAGAGGAUAUAGAAAUAGACACUAUUGAAGAGUACAUGUUUAAAGAAUUAGAAAAAAUAAUUGACAGUAUUACAAUAAUUGAAGAGCCAAAAAAUCAAAACAUGAUAGUCGAAACAGAACACGAUUUAGGUGAGAAAAAUAUCUCACAACAAUCUAUUGAACAAACAAACCAAUUGAUUGAUCAUAAAGAUUCUGCGGAUGAAAAUGACGAAUAUAGCGAUGUUCCUGAAGAUAUUAUGGAGAAUAUAGAUGCGGAAUAUAAUUUUCAUCAAAGUCAAGAAAAUAGUAACGUGAGUGACCUAUUUCCGAUACAUUCUGAAGAGUCACAUGAUGAAAAUAAUAGAAAAGUUAACUUUAUACAAAUUACUAAUAAGGUGACUGAAGUUCCGGCACAUACACAUGAUUAUCGGAAAAUAAAAAGUGACAAAGAGCAAAUACGGAAACCACCUAUUCAUUUUGCACCACCGAACGAAAAUUUAUUAAGCAAGUAUCUUAAUAACAGAAACUGUGUAAUUUAUGUUUUAUAUUUAGGUGAUGCUGACGAACUAUGGCCAGCAGAUAUUACUACGCCGACAUUGAAGGCUAGUGCAAGUGUAAGUAAAUCUAUAACAUCACUGGGAAAAAUAAUAGAAAACGAUGAACGACUACUAUCGCAAGAUGAUACCGCUAAACAGAUUGCGAAUGGAUUACAAGAAACACUAAAAAUUGAACAUAUAGAACAAAGGACUGAAAGUAUAAUGAACAAAGAAAUUAGCCUUGAAGAAAAUAAUUUACAAUAUAUAGAAAAUAAUAACAAUAAGGAAAUUCUGAAAAGAGACUCUAAAACAAAUAAAACUAAUAAUCUUGAAUACAGUACAUCCGAUGCUACUACUGAUACAAUUAUCGAUGUAACAAACACUUACAAGAAAGAAAUGGGGUUGAAGUCAACACCAAUAAACGAAUCUUUUCGUAAAGAAACGACAUUAGAUAAUCCUUUAGAUAAACGUGUUGAUAAUUUAAAUAAAGACAGAGACACAAAUAGUACAGAUAAUGUAAUUUUUAAUACUCAAAACAUACCAAAUAAAAUACUCGAAGCGAAAUUUGAAUACAGAGUCAAUCUUAACACGGCACCAUCUUGGGUGAGAAAAGAACAGGGAAAAGGUGAACCAGGCGAAGACUCCUUUUAUCGUCAGUCCAGAGCAAAACUCGAAAUUAAGGAAAGCGUUAUAAGAAAAUGGAACAAAGAUUUGAGAGACAUCAAUGCCAAUCUCGAUUUAUGGAAUGUUUGGGUAGAGAAGGCGUGCAAAAAUAUAAUAGACUUAAAAAAGAAAAAAGAAACAAAUAUAUAUUCUUCAAAUACUAUAAAAAGAACGACAAGAGAUUGGCUUAAGUUAAAAAAAUCUAUGGAUACAGAUAUAAUUUUGUGGACGAAAUUAAAUCAACAAGCUCAAAGAAGACUUAAAACUUAUAAAACUAUUUAUAAUAAAAACAGAACAAAGAUUGGGUCAGCAAAAUACAAUAUACUGAAAUGUAGUUGCAUGAAACAAAAACUAUGAUCAAAUAUUAGAAUAAAAUUAGAAAUAGCUAAAACAAUAUGCAAUAGAUACACG